CGCCGCAGCCCGGGAGCCGGCCACCCCUGCGCGCGCCGGGGGCUCCCCUCUCCGAUCCCCUCCCGGCGCUGCGGGCCCAACCCUCGGCUCCCGCCCCCAGCCCGAGCCCGCCUCCCAGGCAGCCCUCGGAUCGGCCGGUCCGCGCAGGCCCCUACCCCGGGAGCACCAUGUUCCCCCGCCCGCUGACCCCGCUGGCGGCCCCAAAUGGCGCCGAGCCCCUGGGCCGGGCGCUGAGGCGGGCCCCAGUGAGCAGGGCCCGGGCCGGGCUGGGGGGGCCGCCCCUGCUGCUGCCGUCCAUGCUGAUGUUCGCGGUGAUCGUGGCCUCCAGCGGGCUGCUGCUCAUGAUCGAGCGGGGCAUCCUGGCCGAGAUGAAGCCCCUUCCCCUGCACCCUCCCAACCGCGAGGGUGCAGCCUGGCGCGGUUCAGUCGCCAGGCCGGGGAGGCUGUCCCUGGAUGCCGGAGACUCGGACUUGCAGGUGAGGCAGGACGUCCGGAACCGGACCUUGCGGGCAGUGUGCGGACAACCAGGCAUGCCCCGGGACCCCUGGGACUUGACAGUGGGGCAGCGGCGCACCGUACUGCGCCACAUCCUCGUGAGUGACCGCUACCGCUUCCUCUACUGCUAUGUCCCCAAAGUGGCCUGCUCUAACUGGAAGCGGGUGCUGAAGGUGCUGGCGGGCGUUCUGGACAGCGUGGACGUCCGCCUCAAGAUGGACCACCGCAAUGACCUGGUGUUUCUGGCAGACUUGCGGCCUGAGGAGAUUCGCUACCGCCUGCAGCACUACUUCAAGUUCCUGUUUGUGCGGGACCCCUUGGAACGCCUUCUCUCUGCUUACCGCAACAAGUUUGGCGAGAUCCGAGAGUACCAACAGCGCUACGGGGCUGAGAUCGUGCGGCGGUACAGGGCUGGAGCGGGCCCCAGCCCCGCAGGGGAUGAUGUCACCUUCCCCGAGUUCCUGAGAUACCUGGUGGAUGAGGACCCUGAGCGCAUGAAUGAGCAUUGGAUGCCCGUGUACCACCUGUGUCAGCCUUGUGCCGUGCACUAUGACUUUGUAGGCUCCUAUGAGAGGCUGGAGGCUGAUGCCAACCAAGUACUGGAGUGGGUGCAGGCACCGCCCCAUGUCCGAUUCCCAGCUCGCCAGGCCUGGUACCGGCCAGCGAGCCCUGAAAGCCUGCACUACCACCUGUGUAGUGCCCCACGGGCCCUGCUGCAGGACGUGCUUCCUAAGUACAUCCUGGACUUCUCCCUGUUUGCCUACCCGCUGCCUAAUGUCACCAGGGAGGCCUGUCACCAAUGACCAUGGGUAUGGGCCAGCAGCUGUUGGGGACUGGUUUUGACAAUGCCAGCUUCUUGUACUGCUGCCUGCCAUCCAGAGAAACCCUGGCUCUGGGGCGUGGGGCUUCUCCAGAUGCCUGGAUGGCAGGGGCUGCCCUCGGAAGUUCCUUGUCCAAGGUGGGUGCCCAUAGUGGCUCAGAGAACAGAGUUGGACAGGAAGUCUGGUGUCCCCACUGGGGGAAUUUCUUGGGCGCCAGUGUGAUCAUUCUUGCCCUGGCAGGGCCAGACACCAGUUCGCCAGUGAAGCAACACGUCUGUUCUAAAGACUGGCUCCCAGCCCCCAGCUACAAGGAUUAUGCCGUCCACUUGGUCCACCUUAAUUUAACCUGGGUCC
Molecule: messenger RNA, 1670 nt
Organism: Ceratotherium simum simum (southern white rhinoceros)
Lineage: Eukaryota; Metazoa; Chordata; Mammalia; Perissodactyla; Rhinocerotidae
Gene: CHST14
Product: carbohydrate sulfotransferase 14
Biological process (GO): dermatan sulfate proteoglycan metabolic process; carbohydrate biosynthetic process
Cellular component (GO): membrane
Molecular function (GO): sulfotransferase activity
Source: RefSeq, a predicted model, not a curated record